AUGAGACUCGUCUGGGCCAAAGCGGUGCUGCGCCCUCUGGCGGCGCCUCGCCGCAGGGUGCUGCAGCGCCGCGACCUGCAUCUCGCCCCCCCCUUUCUCCUCGACGAUUACGUUCCGCGGUACCUGACCCUGACGUCCCGAGAUGCUGCGAGGAAGCGGUCGCUCGCCUACGCGCAUCUCCGCAAUUGUAAUCUGUGUCCCCGAAUGUGCGGAGUCGACCGUUAUCAGACGACAGGCAUGUGUCUCAUAGGCCACAACGUCAAGGUGAACGUUAUCGCGCCGCACUUUGGCGAAGAACCCUGCAUUCAGGGCCACAAUGGCAGCGGCGCCGUCUUCAUGAGCGGUUGCAAUCUGCGUUGCGUCUUCUGUCAAAACUAUGACAUUUCUCACCGGCGUAAUGGUAUGGACCUCACACCCGAGGAGCUCGGCGAGUGGUACAUGAAGCUGCAGGAGGUUGGCGGGGUCCACAACAUCAAUAUUGUGACGCCCGAGCAUGUCGUCCCGCAGGUGGCCUUGAGCAUCCUGCAUGCAAGGGACCUGGGCCUGCGGCUGCCAGUCGUGUACAACACGUCGAGCUUCGACUCCCUGGCCUCCCUCGAGCUCAUGGAAGGGUUGGUGGACAUUUACUUGGCCGACUUCAAGGUGUGGCACACCGAGACGUCGAAGCGGCUCCUUAAGGCCGACGACUACGCCGCUGCCGCGCGCGAGAGCGUCCGCGCCAUGCACGCACAGGUUGGCGACCUGUGCUUCACCACCGACGGAAUCGCCAAGAAAGGUCUCCUCGUUCGUCACUUGGCCAUGCCGGGCAAGGAAGCCGAGGGCGCUGACAUAAUGCGCUUCCUGGCGUCUGAGGUGUCGAUGGACUGCUUCGUCAACAUCAUGGAGCAAUAUCGCCCUGACGCACACGUGGGCAAGGAGAAGCGCGGCAAGGGCGCAAGCGGUGGCAUGCGGUACGCCGACCUCAAUCGACCCGUCAACAGUGCCGAGGUCUCGUCCAUCCGGAGGGCCGCCUCCGAAGCUGGGCUCUGGAGGUUCAAUGAGUCGCCACAACACGAUGGCUUCGCCAUAUGA
Purpureocillium takamizusanense is the source of this 1071-nucleotide messenger RNA. RefSeq names its product [Formate-C-acetyltransferase]-activating enzyme. The record is from RefSeq and is a predicted model, not a curated record. The transcript has 2 exons. Lineage: Eukaryota; Fungi; Ascomycota; Sordariomycetes; Hypocreales; Ophiocordycipitaceae. Gene Ontology annotation, molecular function: iron-sulfur cluster binding; catalytic activity. The coding region runs from base 1 to 1071 and encodes 356 amino acids.